AUGGCCAUCCCUGAGCUUGUUUGCAUCUACUCUGCCCUCAUCCUUCACAACGAUGAGGUUACAGUCAUGGAGGAUAAAAUCAAUGCCCUCAUUAAAUCAGCAGGUGUAGACAUUGAACCAUUCUGGCCUGGAUUAUUUGCAAAGGCCCUGUCCAAUGUAAACAUUACAAGUCUCAUCUGCAAUGUAGGAGUUGGUGGACCUCUCCCAGCAGCUGGUGGUGCUGCCCCUGCUGGAGGGGCUGCUCCUGCUGAGAAGAAGAAAGAGGAAGCAAAAAAAGAAGAAUCCGAGGAGUCCAAUGAUGACAGGGGCUUUGGUCUGUUUGACUAA
Molecule: messenger RNA, 327 nt
Organism: Trichosurus vulpecula (common brushtail)
Lineage: Eukaryota; Metazoa; Chordata; Mammalia; Diprotodontia; Phalangeridae
Product: 60S acidic ribosomal protein P1-like
Exons: 1
Coding region: 1-327 (108 amino acids)
Biological process (GO): translational elongation; cytoplasmic translation
Cellular component (GO): ribosome; cytosolic large ribosomal subunit
Molecular function (GO): ribonucleoprotein complex binding; structural constituent of ribosome; protein kinase activator activity
Source: RefSeq, a predicted model, not a curated record